Molecule: messenger RNA, 1146 nt
Organism: Cotesia congregata
Lineage: Eukaryota; Metazoa; Arthropoda; Insecta; Hymenoptera; Braconidae
Source: the annotation of a GenBank genome assembly
AUGACAUUCAAUAGAAGACUUUAUAUAGCUGCGCUAUCAGUGACACCAAAACAAAUUUUUAUUUUGGGUGUAAAUAACAGAGAUUAUGGAGGAAAAAGUAAUUGUCUCCUCUACAUAUCUUUCGUACAAGCUCGAAGUUUUUUUAUUUCACCUACACGAAAUAUGGGAAAAUAUCGACGUAAAGUAUGUUCUGCACCAAAUUGUCAAAGUGGUACCAGUAAGCAACGUAAUUUGAACAAAAUAAAUAAUGUUCCGAGCAACAUACUAUUUUCAUUUCCUAAGAAGGGUACUGCAACACGUUUUGAAUGGGAAAGAUUUAUCGGACGUAAAGCCUGUGAUAUGAAGAAGCCAAUUUUAUUGGAAACUGCAGUUCCCAAAAAUAAUGUAGUUAAAGCAACUGAUAUUGAGGAUGGUAUCGUAAUCGAGCAGCUGACCGAUCCAAAUAUAGUUGAUGAAACCAAAGAUAAAAUAAGACCAGUUUUAUCUAAAACCGCAUGCACAAUUCCAACGAACGUAAUUAGAGUAACUAAUAUUGAGGAGUUAGAUGAAAAUAAAGGAUUAAUUGAUACAACAGUUAAUGAAAACGAAGUACCUGAAAGUAAUGAAGAACAAAGUAUUAUUGAUACAAACAAAACCACAGUCGAAGAACUUCCGUCAACCCUUAACAAAAUCCUAGAAAUAUUUAAAACUCUAAUAAAUAUUUACGAUGCUACGAUCUACGAGGUUUUAGCAAAUAAAAAGCUCUUCGAAGUUGAAAAAAAAUUUAUUAAAACUAAGUACGAUUUAGAAGAAAUUAUGCACACAAUAAAUACAAUAUAUUCCAGCGAUUGCUGUUUCAUUGUGAAACCGCAUAAGACGUACAAUAAGAUAGGACGCGUAAGAUGCGAGCACUGUAAAAAACUCCAAAAGAAGAUAUCACGCACCAGAAAAAUUGAGCAAAGAAAAUCCGAAAAGAGAAAGGAAAUUAAUAAGAAAGUGAAGAAGAUGAAAGCAGAAAAUGCUCGUCUUAAAGCAAAGACUGAUAAGUUGAAAAAUCAUCUCGAUAAUACUCGUACACGUCUCAAGGAUAUAAAAAAUAAACAGAUUAAGGAUCUUAUUAAAGAAAAUAUUGCCUCCGCUCAUAUUGAAAUGGUCAAAGCAUCCUAG